AUGGCGCACCAAGCACACCAUCUCCCGUGGCAGAGCCUCUCGUCCGCCUUCCGCUUCGCUUCAAAAACGGAACGCGCAAAAUAUCAACCGACGUACGACCCGCCACUGCUCGACGACAUCAUAAUCACGCCCGCCAUCGAAAAGAAGAUUGCGACGUCUCUAAAUGAGUGUCGCUCGAACAACCCUUUUCAGCUACAGCACGAAUGCGCCCAACGCGUGUGGCGUGGCUUGAAAGUAGACUGCACCUGUCCGCUCCUUGACGUGGAGAAGCGUGCCUCUUUCUUCGUGGAAAACUGGCGAAGUUGUCGGCAAACAUGUAGCAGCACGAAGGAGCACCACCACGAUUCAAUCGAAUUACUCAAGAUGCUCAUUCUUCACAACGAGAUGGAGCCUCUGUUCAAACUAUGCGCGAGUCCGGACUUCGACCUAUCGCAGAACUGGUGGUCCUUCCCGUACGACAUUCCCCAAGACUACGGCUGGGCUGAGGUUAUGCGCUCGGCCCUCAUGAUGUACAUUUGCUUGAAUGUAUUCUACCUGAAGCCGGAGACUUAUGGCCCAGAGUUGCGAGAGGAAAACAACACUGGAGUUGCCGUCGCAGACUACCGUGACACCACGUCCUAUCAAAGAGCCUUGUUCCGCUGCACUGCAGGAACAAAACUCGACACGUAUACUUAUCCUCAUCGGGAGUUCUUUGGCGUCCCAGAGGGCAUGUACGUUGCCGACUGGCACUGGUCAAAUGAUGAGCUAUUGGGCCUAACAAGCUUGGAGAGACGACAAGAGCCGGGUUAUGGACAUGUUCCUACAAAGGAGGACGUUGCGCGUGCUCGUCGUCUAGUGUGUAAAGCGGGAAGAAUGCCAGCCGAAUUGGGGCUGCAGAUACUGGAAUGUGCAGGUUAUGUACCGGCACGCCGCAUUCCAGUGGCUGACGACCCACUGCACAAAGACAACGCAGAUGAACUGAGGAAUUACCUAGAUUACUGCUGGCAACUCGUCAUUCGGUGCGAUAUGGUGAUGAAAUCGUGUGGGAAAAGUAUCGAUUGGUAUGGAGAAAUCGUUGUAUGCAUCAAGGACCUAUGGGGCGAUCCCGACACCACGGAGUGGAUCGAAGAUGGACAGGACGAAUGGGAUGAGGACUUUCGCGAUUGGCCUCUGAACGCCGCCGAACGCCACUGGUAUCGGUUUGUGGGGUAUUAG
Messenger RNA from Didymosphaeria variabile, 1194 nucleotides. RefSeq lists its product as uncharacterized. The record is from RefSeq and is a predicted model, not a curated record. The transcript is spliced from 2 exons. The coding region runs from base 1 to 1194 and encodes 397 amino acids. NCBI's taxonomy places the organism in Eukaryota, Fungi, Ascomycota, Dothideomycetes, Pleosporales, Didymosphaeriaceae.